Penicillium hordei is the source of this 216-nucleotide messenger RNA. RefSeq lists its product as uncharacterized. NCBI's taxonomy places the organism in Eukaryota, Fungi, Ascomycota, Eurotiomycetes, Eurotiales, Aspergillaceae. The coding region runs from base 1 to 216 and encodes 71 amino acids. The transcript has a single exon. The record is from RefSeq and is a predicted model, not a curated record.
AUGACCGAAAUUCUCAAUGAUUCACAUGCGUACUCCUCUUUUCUGCCCGAGCACGGCGUGGACUGGGUAAAAACGAAAAUAGCAGAGAACGAAGAACUGCUGUCUACUCUGCAAAAAGAAUUCGAAGCAUCGCAAAUUCAGCAGGGCGACGGUUUAAAUGCAAAGAGGAGCCAGAGUUCUUUGAUAAUUGUCCUUUCGUCUGCAUACGCGAAGUAA